Messenger RNA from Suncus etruscus (white-toothed pygmy shrew), 2094 nucleotides. RefSeq names its product endogenous retrovirus group K member 6 Gag polyprotein-like. Lineage: Eukaryota; Metazoa; Chordata; Mammalia; Eulipotyphla; Soricidae. Gene Ontology annotation, molecular function: zinc ion binding; nucleic acid binding; structural molecule activity. Gene Ontology annotation, biological process: viral process. The record is from RefSeq and is a predicted model, not a curated record. The transcript is spliced from 4 exons. The coding region runs from base 1 to 2094 and encodes 697 amino acids.
AUGCCCUCUUUAACACCUUGGUGGGCCCUCAGUUUACAUGCAGCGACCCUUAACCAACCACUCCCGCAGGUCGGGGGUCCCCCUCCGGGGGUCGCAAGUGGCGCCCAGACGUGGGGCUCGAGUUACAGACCACCGGUCGGACGGCAGAGGAAACGAGUCCGGAGCUUGUCCCCUAAGACGCCAGUGUGCCCGUGGUUUGUAGUUACCUGUCCUAAAAUUGCCCUAAGCACUUGGGAACAAAUUGGUGAAGAAUUAGAUGAACACUUUCUUACUCAUGGAAGCAAAGCUGACCAAAAAACCAUUAGUCAAUAUUGGAAUCUCUUAAAAAGUAUAAUAGUAAGGGCAGAUGUUGAUUCCAAAAGCAGAGACAUCCUUCAAAAGGCACAGAGUCAUCUGCAAAUUGCCUCCCACGAGUGUUCUCAGGCUUGCUCGAGGUCCAGUUCUUUUGUCAAUCUGUCUGUUAGCAACCCUGACAAAUCCUCCGAGUCAACCCCAUCUUUGUCUGAUAAAAUGAACAAAAUCCGGUCAGAAGUCCGGUCCCUUACUUCAAGUAUUUACCCAUCCUCUCGUGCAGUGGCUACUGCCCCUCCUGAAGAGCCCCUAGACCCUGCUGAUGCACAAAAUCUAGAAAAUGCAGCUGCUACUUAUCAGCAUGCUACUUACCCUCCUCUCUCUGAGCCACCUCCCUACAAUUCCUCUAUGCCAGACCCCCCUCAAUCUCUUCAUCCACCCUUUCCAAACUCAAAACUUUUCCAUAAAGAUAACCCCCUGCAAGAUUUAAAAGAAAUUGUAACCCUUGAACAGCGCCUCUCUAAGCUUCUAACUAAAAAUAACCUUGCUCUGCAAUUUCCCGUUCUGGAUGGGAGAGGGGAAGAAGAGGAGCCCCCUCGUCCAGCUCCCACUCCUCAACCUAGUAAGCUCCCCCGCCCCCGAACCAGGCAACAAGCUAGACAAAACCCUGACCCCGAUGCUAUUGAGGAAGAGCCUGCUGCUGCUGAAGCUGCAGCUGCACCUGCCCCUAACAGUUCCUCAAUUGAAGAAAAUGAAACUCAUCUCUUAAACCAGCUUAGACAAUAUAAAGCCCUUAAUAAAAAGGAUUUGCAUGAACUAUUUAAAGCUGUAAACACCUACGGCACGUCUGCCCCCUAUACCCUUUCUUGCUUAGAGGCUAUGGGUGGUGGAGGUCUUGUCCUGCCAUUUGAAUGGAAAGAAAUUGUUAAAACUGCCCUUAAACAAGAAUUAUACCUCCUUUGGGAAGUAGAAUUUACUAAUCGCUGCAAAGAAAUUGCAGGCACCUUAGCUGCCCUUCAGGCAUGGAAGUCCCUGCCCCGUGCCGGUGCCUCCACGGCUCCACUGGCAAAAAUUACUCAAGAAUCAGAUGAGCCCUAUCAUAGUUUUAUUUCUCGGCUCCUAGAAGCAGUAGAAAGAAUUUUGGGAGUAUCUGCCACAGACACUGAUAAUGCCCUAGUAAAACAACUUGCCUUUGAAAAUGCAAACCCUGCUUGCAAAAGCAUCCUUCGUGGCAACCUUAGGGGGAAGUCCCUGCAUGAUAUGAUUUCAUUAUGUCGAGAUGCUGAUCCUUUUGUCCAUAAAGUCACCAAGGCUCUAGUAGCCUUUCAAGGCCAAAAUAAAGGAAAAACUUGCUUCCAAUGUGGGAAACCUGGCCAUUUUGCCUCCCACUGCCCUCAAAAGCAAGCUCCAGCCAUGCAAACAGGCACUACUAACCCUCGCCCAUCCCUCUGCCCUCGAUGCCGUCGAGGCAGACAUUGGGCAGCUGUUUGCCGUUCCAACACUGACAUUGAUGGCAACCCCCUGCCUCCGGUUCAGGGAAACGGGCAGCGGGGUCAGCCCCGGACCCCAGCUUAUACCAACUUCCAGCCGGCCUCGGGGAACAGCCGGCCCAACAACCAGUCAGUUGCCCAGCAAUCUCAGCCAAACCAGUUUGCAGCCCUCUCUCAAACCCUGCCCCAACAGGUGCCAUGCACUCAACCUCUGGUCCCUCGCAGUAUGUUGCCCCCUCAGCAACCUCCCUUGUCAGGGCCACCCCAGGCAGCGCAGGACUGGACCUCGGCGCCUCCUCCCCAAGGAUAUUAA